This is a messenger RNA of Salmo salar (Atlantic salmon), 720 nucleotides long. RefSeq names its product small ribosomal subunit protein eS27. The record is from RefSeq and is a predicted model, not a curated record. Lineage: Eukaryota; Metazoa; Chordata; Actinopteri; Salmoniformes; Salmonidae. Gene Ontology annotation, biological process: translation. Gene Ontology annotation, cellular component: ribosome. Gene Ontology annotation, molecular function: structural constituent of ribosome.
GACAAAACACUUCCGGCCCCUGCUCUUCGACCCCGUUCAUUUAUUAACUGUCAACUUCCGGUUGAUCCUUCUUUUCGGCAACGGCUACAAACUCGCCAACAUGCCACUCGCAAAGGACCUGUUGCACCCAACCUCCGAGGAGGAGAAGAGAAGUCACAAGAAGAAGCGUCUUGUACAGAGCCCUAACUCGUAUUUUAUGGAUGUCAAAUGUCCAGGAUGCUAUAAGAUCACGACAGUGUUCAGUCACGCCCAGACGGUCGUGCUGUGUGUCGGAUGCUCCACAGUCCUGUGUCAACCUACAGGGGGUAAAGCACGCCUCACAGAAGAUCGAUGUGCCUCAUCGUGGAGUCUGACAUUCACAGCAGCACCAUGCAAUGCACCCUGGACUGACGAAGCAGACACAGGAGGAAUGUGUUAGACCCUCUGUUAAAUUACACAUUUCGAUGAUGCUCAUUCAGGAGAAAACAGCACUAGACUCUCAGCAAUGGAGCUUGUUGGAUCGAGAGACCCAAGGGAGGAGAGACGGGAUUGACCCCACAGUGACCCUGCUCAGGAAGUGACAACGCGAGAGGAAAAGUGGAGAUGAAACUGAAGAAGAGGAAAGAUGGUGUUGAGCUCUGUUUUGUGUACGUAGAGAAAACGUCCCCUGGCAUGAUGACAUCACUCCUCCAUCGGCCUUUCUCUCACUUCUUAAUAAAGUUUAGUUUUUUCGUUAAAGAA